AUGGUUUCUCCGGUCAUUAGUUUCAUGGAUGCCAUCCGCAGUCGUUACGGCUCGCCGGACGACAGCGAAUUAUACGACGCGGAUGCCCUUCUCGUUGGGGACUCCAGUUGCCGGCGCAACAAGAAGUGGGAACUUGUCGGCAUGGAGAAAACGCGGAUGAAGCAGGCGGACCACACGCGACUCGUACACGUCGUUCUUCGUGGCAUGAACAUUACAGCUGCUGAGCGGGCAGAAGGUGAGUUGGCGGCGGCGGCGCUAAACCGCCUGCAGGAAGUUGACAUUUCUGAGAAUCCAUCGUUGUCCAUGCGGGAGAUAGGCAUAAUUGCCUGUCAUCUUCCCGCGCUCACAGUUUUGCAGCUGUCGGACAAUCCGGAUCUUCUCCUUUUUGAAGCUGCCUCGACAACAGUCACGCCAAUAAAACCACUACUGCUGUCUGCGCAGCUGCGGAAGUUGGUGCUUCACAAUGUGGGGUUGCGCUCCAUUUGGCAGCUUCGGGUACUUGUGGAUCUUCCAGCGCUUGAGGAGCUUCACCUUGAGAAGAACAACGUGCGCAGCCUAAAGCUGUUGACGGAAGCGGAGGAAGCAUCCACUCCCCAAAUUCAGGCAAAUGUGGAGAGUACUGGCAAUAGAAGUGACUGUUGGUUUCCUAACGUAACGACACUUAGCCUUGCACAAAAUGAGUUGGCGUCAUGGGGUCGUGAGAGUGGCCUCAAUGAGACUUUGACAACGGCAUUUCCACGAUUGACACGACUGUUUUUAACGGGAAACCGCAUGACCAACUUGUACGACGAUGACAUCACAGCAACAAACUCCAUCACCACCGCUGCUGCUGGCUGUGGCGAGUAUGCAUACCUUUGGCCCCUGGAGUUGCUCUGUGUGAACGACAACAAAACCAUCAAUGACCCACGUACGCUUGAAACGCUACGAAAAUUAUGUCCACAUCUUCACACUUUUCGCAUUACAUACAGCGCCAUGUUUCCACAGUGGAAUGAAUCACUUGGUCGCAUGUACGUUGUUGCGUCAUUGCCAGGCAUCACAACACUCAACCGGGGACAAGUGCGACCCAAGGAGCGAUUGGACUCGGAAAUUUUUUACGUACAGCGUGGACUAGCCGCCAAGCAGCAGGAGCAGAAGCAGCAGUCGGAAAAACAAGAGGAGUGGGUGCUACCGCAUUAUCCGCUUUUGGAAAUUCUGCAAGCAAAGCACAAGGAUGUCAUUAUGGCCAUUUACCGGGAAGGUGAGACGGCGAGUCACGACGGCAUUACGCACAUGAUGCUUCAUCUCAACAUUUGUUGUGAUGGCUUUGAGAACGUGAAAAAGACAGUGCCAAGUUCGAUGACUGUGGGGAAACUCAAGGCACUCAUACGUGCCGUUUUUGGCGUAGCCCCUUCGAAUCAACGAGUCUCUUUCUUUUCGGGUGAUGAUGCCGUAAUUGAACGCGCUACGGAGCUUGACAAUGAAUUGCAGAGCCUUGCAUUUUACGGUGUAUCUGACGGGGCGCUGGUGCGGGUGGUUGACACAUCUCUUCGGAGAUGA
Messenger RNA from Trypanosoma cruzi, 1536 nucleotides. RefSeq lists its product as uncharacterized. Lineage: Eukaryota; Euglenozoa; Kinetoplastea; Trypanosomatida; Trypanosomatidae. The record is from RefSeq and is a predicted model, not a curated record. Gene Ontology annotation, molecular function: protein binding. The transcript has a single exon. The coding region runs from base 1 to 1536 and encodes 511 amino acids.